Molecule: messenger RNA, 5343 nt
Organism: Solea solea (common sole)
Lineage: Eukaryota; Metazoa; Chordata; Actinopteri; Pleuronectiformes; Soleidae
Gene: rasef
Product: RAS and EF-hand domain containing
Exons: 18
Coding region: 414-2909 (831 amino acids)
Molecular function (GO): GTP binding; calcium ion binding; GTPase activity
Source: RefSeq, a predicted model, not a curated record
CAACUAUGGUCUACUUUUUUUGUUGUCUCACUUAACUUUGCUAAAGGCAAUUCUUCCACUUGAAUGCCAGCCAUGGAUUUGCAGCAUUUGCAACACCAUUUUUGAAUUGAGAACACUGAAUAUUUUGUCUUUGUCAGUAGCGUGCACGAGGUUAGAUAAGAGGAGGAGGGAGGUUAUAGAAGUGAGACAGUGGAGUCAGAUCGGGUCAUUUCUUUUUAUGGAUGAGUUAUUAUCAGACACAGAGGAAAAUAUUUUUGAUGCUUCCACUGAACAGCUGGCUUCCAACUAUCUCUGAUUCUCACUUUGUUGGACAGUUAAAAGUGAACAGGCUUUGGCUCUUGUAAUAACAAUUUUAUUUGUUAUUCAUUAUCCAAAACUGUCACUUCUUUUUUCAAUGAUUUAAAACCAAAACUAUGGCAUCAUCCAAAGGCAUUAGAGAGGAAGAGGAAAAACACCUGACUGUGCUCUUUCACACCUAUGAUGUGGAUUAUUCAGGACGAAUUGAGAAAAAUGAAUUCUCGACCAUUUGCAAGGAGCUCCAUGUCCCGUCUCAAGACGCCGAUGGCUUAUUCAGCCGCCUUGACAUCGACAAAGACGGUACGGUGACCUUAGAGGAGUUCAUCACUGGCUUCAAAGAACAACAUCAAGAGGAAGAAGACGGGACUGAGACAGAGGACGUGUGCUCCUUCACUGAGGAAACAAUUGUAAAAACCAAGGAGCAGGUCAUAUCCAGCCAGCCACAUCCCGCAGUGAUCGGGGGCAUGAGCGCGGAGGAGCGUGACCGGCUGCGCUCGCUAUUUCACGCCUACGACGUGGACAAGUCUGGGAGGAUCGAGAGGAACGAGUUCCUCACCAUCUGCGCGGAGCUGCAAGUGUCCGCGGCCGAGGCGGACCGCAUUUUUGACAAGCUGGACGCGGACCAGGACGGCACCGUCACCCUGCUGGAGUUCAUCAGCGGCUUCCACGAGCGCUACGGGGAAGACAUGAUGGAGUCGGACGGGGGAGACGUGUCCACCGCCUGGGAGAACUUCGCGGGGAGACUAGGUGAACAGAGCAAGUUCAUCCCCAGGCACGAACAAGCAUCGACGUUGUACCAGAACAUCAGUCUGACGGAGCCCAGACUGAUUCCUCAGUAUGAAAGAGUCAUCGUUAACUUCACCAAAGAGAUCAAACAGCAAAACCUAGAGAUGGAGAACCUGGCGCUCGCCAUCAAACGAGCACAGGACCAGGCGUCCAUGCAGCUCACUGAGAUGGAGGAGGAGAUGGACCAACGCAUUCACGCGGCAGAGAGAAAAACACGCGAGCAGGAGAAGAGGCGAACGGAGGCUGAACUGGGCGAGCUACGAAGAAGUUAUGAAACGGAAAUUUGUGAGCUUCAGUGUAAGAUCCAGCGGAUGCAGAUGAUUGAAGAAAAAUACAAUAAUAUCACAGUGAAAGACGAGUCGCUGGCAUUGAAGAAGAAGAUCACUGAACUAACCCUGGAUAACCAGCGUCUAAAGCAGGAGCUGUUGAAAUCUCAGACCAAAGUGGCCUGUCUGCACAGCGAGAUGGACAUGCUGAAGACAGAGUUAACCGACCACAGCAUCAACACUGAACGAGAUGAGGAGCUCUUGCAGCAGUUCGCUGAUGAGCGCGACAUCCUGGAGAGUCAGAUUGAGAUUCUGCAGAAAGCCAACAGGAAGCUCCACGACAACAACGAUGGCCUGAGGAUGGCACUGGAGAGGAUCACAAAGUCUAGUAACAGUGGAUCACCAGGAGAAAUAAAGAGCAGAAGUAAAAGCAUCUGUUACACGUCACCACACGCAUUAAUGGACAGGUUCUGCCACCAUUUGAAUGACGAUUUCUCUCCGUACAACCGUCGGCCCAGCUGUGACACUCUGGCCUUGGCCAUGUGUGACCCGGGCCUGAAGCGCAGAAACAGCAGUGAGUGUGAGGAGGACAGCCUGCCUGAGAUCUACAUGGACAGCGGCCUGUCAACACUCAGAGGCUCACACGGUGGCUACGACUCUGAGCACGAGGUCAAAUGUCAUGAGGAGGAGGAGGAGGAGGAGAAAGUGAGGGAGGAGAAGACAAGGGAGGAUGACUACAAUGACAGCAUCAUUGAAGAAUGCGAAGAAAACUCUGACAAUGAGCCAGCAGAGACACAGGACAGUGAGUCAGCGUUUGGGUCAGACAGUAGCUCAGCGUUGGAGUGGAAGCUGCCUGAAUCCAUCGAUGUCCCCAAAACCCCUGCCCCAACAACACGAAAGGCCCUCAGUGCCAUCAGUGUUCAGAAGGACGAGGCGAGCCCCGACCUGGGCUACAUGACGUCAGAGAGAGCUUUCAGAAUCGUGUUGGCCGGAGACGCUGCUGUGGGAAAGUCCAGUUUCCUGCUGCGUCUCUGCAAGAAUGAAUUCACACCAAGCUCCAGUGCAACUCUGGGAGUGGAUUUCCAGAUCAAGACACUCGUCGUAGACGGAGAACCUGUUUUGCUACAGCUGUGGGACACUGCAGGACAGGAAAGGUUUCGCAGCAUUGCAAAGUCUUAUUUCCGCCGGGCGGACGGCGUGUUGCUGCUGUACGAUGUCACCUGUGAAAGAAGCUUUCUAAAUGUCAGAGAGUGGGUGGACAUGAUUGAGCAGGAUGUUUCUUCAGAGGAUGUUCCCAUCAUGCUCGUGGGUAACAAGUGUGACCUAAGACAAAGUGGAGCCAGCUUUGUUCCGACCAGCUAUGGAGAAAAACUGGCCAUGACAUACAACACUCUGUUCUGUGAAACCAGUGCCAAAGAUGGCUCCAACAUCCUUGAGGCUGUGCUGCAUCUGGCCAGGCAGGUUAAACAGUAUGCUGCUUUAAAUCAAAAGAGUCACCAUCAGUCGCUGCCCAGCUUGGACGCUCCCAGGAAGAAACCAAAUUUCUCCUGUUGCACCUGAUCAAACUCAUCAUUUCUGGACAUGUGACUUAAUGUGAACUCAGUGAAUGUGGAACAAGGAUAACAAACUAAACCGAAAUGAGACAUGAUAUCUGCAACGGGAGCAAAUCAUCGUCGCCAUGGUUCUCCACAACUAUUUUAUGAACGGCUGGAAGUGAGCAAGUUUUUUUUUCUUAUUCAGGGUUUUUUUUUUUUUAAAUAAUAAUGUACUCAAUUUCUCUAUAUGUUCCAUAGUUUUUGAAUUUCAAUCUUUGUCAGUAUGAACUUUCUUACUCAUCACGUAUGAUGUUUUCACACACACUCGCACAAGUUCCUUCCAACAACAUGUGAUAGUAAAGAAGAAUGUGUUCGCCCUGUUUCCUCUGUGAAGACAUGCACGUUUGAAGAAACGGCGACUCUGUGUUGGCUUGAAUAUGAGUGUGAAUGGUUGUUUGUCUCUGUAAAUGUCUGCUGUGUGAUACACCGAUGACCUGUCCAGGAUUUAACCUGCAUCUGUCAUCCGCGUAACACAAAUAUUAACGCAAGUGAUAUGUAUUGACUGCUGAUGUGGGGACACUGAGAAUUGUGUGAGAACGUAAAGGUCCAGUGUGUAAGAAUUAGUGAGAAGAAUGCAGUUCUUCUUUCUCUUAGUAACGCUUUUCUUCAAAAUGUGAAAAAGCAUUUUUCCACUAUACAGUUCUAGCACAACUCGGCUUGGUUCUACUCUGAUUGUUAAUGUUAAUCUCCACCAUUUAGCAAGAAACUUUGUGUAAUGUCAACAUUUAACAAAGGAGUCUGGUCAAUUUAACAUUAGCCGAAUCACAACCCGUUCAGCUGUAUUAUAAUUCAGUGACUGUGCAGGAAGCGCUGAACUAAUCUUGUUAAUUAACUGUUUCUAAUGAUUCAGUACACCGAAAACAACUUCUUUAAUUGUCACUAGUUUGUGUGUUUGUGUCGGGUAUAAAACAACGUCACGGCAGAUUCACUCAGCCGUGCUAUGAUGACCCCGGAAAACGACAUGCCUGGUACCCAAACCCAUGUAGAAUCGAGCUGUGCCAAGUCGCGCAUGACUGUAUAGGGGAAAAGCACCAUAAGCACCAUGGCGGCCUCCAUAAAGCAAGGCCCUUGCCCAUAGUACAUGCACAAUGCUUAUUCUGUAAGGCCUUUGCGCAACAAACAACACACAAUUGGGAAUGAUUUAGAGGCAAAUUUCAACGCACCCUCUCUAUUCACACAUAUAAUAUGAUAGAUUAAAACUUAUAGUAAAUUAUUUGGAAGAGAAAAUAUUUGCAUAAUUGGAAGAAAUCUGCUUCUAGUGAGGUUGAGCUGGUUCUCAGUCAUUUUACAGAGUAAAAAUAAUAACCUGAUUAUAGCCACAGCUAAAGACGAGAGGAUAGCAUGGUUGGUUUAGUCGCUGUUCUUUUAAGUAAAAUUCUGACUCUGAUGUGAAAGGAUACACACGUUUAAAAAAAACAUGACCGUGCGAAUAAAGCUCUGCUGUGCAGAGGCAAUGAGACUACAAACGCCCAAACGAAAUGUGAUUAUACAUAUACACACAAACAUACAUUUAGGCAGUAUAUUCAGUUACACAUUGGAUCUUUAAAGACAGAAAAGCUCCCCUUGUCUUUGUUCUCACUGUAUGUGAUUUUUACAUUACAUUACUUUUGGUUCAUCCCAUCAUCUUUAUUAUAUUACCCACAGUGUUAUGUUUCUCUUCAUUUAACUUCCCACUGAGGACGACUUUGUUACAGAUUUUAUAUUUUUCAGAUUUGCACAAAUGCUUUAAAAUAAUAUAUGAGUUAUGAAAAUAAGUAAAGCCGAAGGUGUCAAAGCCCGUUUGUUUUAUCCCUCUGACAUAGUUGCUAUCUGUAAUCUGUUUAAAUGUGUGCAUCUGAGCUUGGUAAAGUGUCACAACUGAUAUUAUAGUCCGUCUUAUUCUUGUUAUUACAUAAUAAUAAUGCCAUAAUAUCAAGCUGCUGAAGGACGAUUCUCGUCAGAAACCAGUCCUCCCAAACUUUUAUGACAGUCUGAAUUGAUGAUCUGUGGCUGUCAGUUUAUUCUUCCUCAACUUCCUAACAACAAACACAUGGUAGAAUAAUCUAAAAUUCAGAUUUUGACUUGAUGCAGAGAGGUACGGAGAUACAAAAACAAAGGAAAAAGGUUUUGUCACCAACGUAGUGGUUGGUGAAACAUUUAAGAGAUAAACUGUAAAGACUUUAGCCUCAUUAUGACACUUUAUAAAAUCUAGUUAAUGUGAAGUUUACUUCAGUCUCCAGAUGCUACGUAUAGAUCACAUAAUGUGUUUGUAAUGUUGUCUUUCACUGUUAGACUGUGUCUGCAGGUAAAAAUCAAACACUGUGGUUGUGCAUAUAGCAGGGAACCUGAUGCUCUGCUAUUUAUUUCCACCUAGAAUAAACUUCUUUUUUUAUAAAUGCCUUUGCUUAUACUUCAUAAUC